This is a messenger RNA of Periophthalmus magnuspinnatus, 2857 nucleotides long. It is a transcript of the gene galnt14, whose product is annotated as UDP-N-acetyl-alpha-D-galactosamine:polypeptide N-acetylgalactosaminyltransferase 14 (GalNAc-T14). Lineage: Eukaryota; Metazoa; Chordata; Actinopteri; Gobiiformes; Gobiidae. Gene Ontology annotation, cellular component: Golgi apparatus. The transcript has 15 exons. Bases 115 to 1794 code for a protein of 559 amino acids. The record is from RefSeq and is a predicted model, not a curated record.
CCUCUCCCCGGUCCAAACCUCCCGGAGUCCUUGCUGAUGCUGCGGUGACAGGAGCCGGAGCCGAGGCUGCUUGGGGCUCCUCCGGCGGCGGCUCCGGCGUGUGUCUGCGGGGGCAUGAAGCGUGUGUGUCGGCGGCUCGCAGUGGCCGUGGCGGUGCUCGUGUGGCUGGGAGCGCUGGUCUAUCUACUGGUGCUGAGCCGGAGGAGGCUUCCGGAGCUCGGCAGCGGGACGGCGGGAGCAGCUCAGCCCGGGAUCAAGCAGAUGUCGGACUCGGAGUGGGAGGACCUUUUGGAUGGAUUUGACGAGCGCUCGUACUUAAACGCUCGGAAAUGGAAACCUGGAGAUGAUCCUUACACGCUGUACGCCUUUAACCAGAGGGAGAGCGAAAGGAUACCGAGUAACAGAGCUCUGAGGGACACGAGGCACUACAGAUGUUCGUCUCUUCACUAUGACUCUGAUCUUCCUCCCACCUCCAUCAUCAUCACUUUUCACAACGAGGCUCGCUCCACUUUACUACGAACUGUCAGGAGUGUACUAAACCGGACUCCCGUUCACCUGAUUCAUGAGAUCAUUCUGGUGGAUGACUUUAGUGAAGAUGAGAGUGACUGUGAGCUGCUGACCAAACUGCCCAAAGUCCACUGUCUGCGCAACAACAAGAGAGAAGGUCUGAUCAGGUCCAGGGUUCGAGGAGCAGACUCGGCUCGCUCUGGGGUUCUCACGUUUCUGGACAGUCACUGUGAAGUCAACAAGGACUGGCUCCCCCCUCUGCUGCACAGGAUCAAACAGGACCCAACUCGAGUGGUGAGCCCGGUCAUCGACAUCAUCAACAUGGACACAUUCGCUUAUAUAGCUGCCUCUGCAGAUCUGAGAGGAGGUUUUGACUGGAGUCUUCACUUCAAAUGGGAGCAGCUUUCUCCAGAACAGAAAGCUCAGAGGACCGACCCCACACAGCCCAUCAAGACGCCCAUAAUUGCAGGCGGUCUGUUUGUGAUCGACCGCUCGUGGUUCAUUCAUUUGGGGAAGUACGACACGGCGAUGGACAUCUGGGGAGGAGAGAACUUUGAGAUCUCAUUCCGAGUUUGGGGAUGUGGGGGCAGCCUGGAGAUCCUGCCCUGCAGUCGAGUGGGACACGUGUUCAGGAAAAAGCAUCCCUAUGUAUUUCCAGAGGGAAACGCCAACACUUACAUCAAAAACACUCGUCGCACAGCUGAAGUUUGGAUGGAUGAUUUCAAACUCUUUUAUUACUCGUCUCGACCUGCGGCCAGAGGGAAGUCGUACGGAGAUGUGAGCGGGCGAGUGGAGAUGAGGAAGAGACUGCACUGCAAACCCUUUAAGUGGUACUUAGACAACGUGUACCCAGAGCUCAUAGUCCCUGAUGACUCUGCCUCUGAGUCUGGUCCCAUUCGACAGAGACAGAACUGUCUGGAGUCUCGUCGUGUGGAGGGGGAGGAGCUUCCUGUGCUCAGCCUGGGGCCGUGUGCAGCGGGCAAGGACGGGGUUGCCACUGGCAACCAGGAGUGGGUGUACACUGUGGGUCAGCAGAUCCGACAGCAGCACCACUGUCUGUCCCUGUCCACCAUGUUCCCAGCCUCACAAGUGCUGCUCCUGCCCUGCAACAUGGCCGACGGAAAACAGCGGUGGCAGAAGUCGGGCACUCACCUGGAGCACUUGGUAUCUCGGUUCUGUCUGGACUCGGAGAUGGCUCUAGAUGGUCUGGACUCGUCUCGGAUGCUGGUUAUCAGCCCCUGUGAGCUGAGUGCGUAUACACAGCGCUGGGACCUACCCUUCUCCUGACCCUCUCCUUACCACACCAAGAUGGAGGACAGAGACAUGCCCUGCUUCUUACCAUACCAAGAUGGAGAACAGAGACAUGCCAUUCUCCUGACCACAGCAACUUGGAGAAUAGAGACAUGACCUGCUUCUUACCACACCUACAUGGAGGACAGAGGUGUGCUUUUGUCCUGACCCCCUCCAGACCACAGCAACAUGGAGGACAGAGACGCACCCUGCUCUUGACCACACCGAGAUGAAGGACAGAUUUGUGGCUUUGUCUUGACCGCAGCAAUUGUGUCAGUCAUGCUAGUCGUUAGCUUGACUUUAUUUUCAUUGUUUUACUCGCCAAAAACUUUCCUCUGUCACUUGAAACCUUAGUUUGCCAUCCAUCCAUAUUCAUUCAUCCAUCUUCUGCUUAUCCAAGGCCAGAUAACUGCUAAAGAGCUCGUCGAACAGAUCAGUGCAGAGAAACAUGGAAGCUAACUGAUUUGAUAUUUCAUGUUUUGCCAUUAUGGCCUUACAGUAUUUUUGUAUUUUUCUAAAAUUAAAGGUUAAGAAACAUUCUUUGCAAACUCCAUUUAACUUAAAUAGCAAUCUAUUUUAGUAGUUUCUGGUGACCAGAAUAAUGAAAAUAAAGUCAAGCUAAUGGCUAACAUGACUGACAUAUUGGGUAAAUGACACAUAUUGUCAGUGGUUUUCUCCUGACGCCCACAUGGAGGACAGCGAUGGGCCCUUCUCCUGACGCUCUCAUACUCCCCCUGUGUGAGAGGGAGCGAGACAGCGCCCUCUACAGACUUCAUAAAGACUUCACACUGUUUUUUUUAAUACAGGAGAGGGACGCCAAAGCUGCAUGAACUGAGGGCUACAAGUUGGAGCAUUCUGAUUCUGGCUGUGUCCAAAACUACUUUAUAACCUUAAGCACAGUGACAGUACUUCUCCACAUAUAUACUUUUAUUAUGCUCUAUAUAAGACCAACAUGUUAAAGUUGCAGGUUCGACUCCCAGGCCUUUCUGUGUGGAGUUUGCAUGUUCUCCCUGUGUCUGGGUGGGUUUCCUCUGGGCACUCCGGUUUCCCCCAUCCACAC